Messenger RNA from Pantherophis guttatus, 2630 nucleotides. RefSeq names its product RAD21 cohesin complex component like 1 (gene RAD21L1). Gene Ontology annotation, cellular component: meiotic cohesin complex. Gene Ontology annotation, biological process: replication-born double-strand break repair via sister chromatid exchange; sister chromatid cohesion. Lineage: Eukaryota; Metazoa; Chordata; Lepidosauria; Squamata; Colubridae. The record is from RefSeq and is a predicted model, not a curated record. Gene Ontology annotation, molecular function: chromatin binding; protein binding.
UAGUUUGAUUUGGAAACUGUUUCAGUACAUAAAUGUUGCAUGAAGACAAAUUAAUUAUAACAUACAGAUUAUGUAUCGUAAACGCAAGUAGCCAAUAGUACUUUAAGCAAUUACCUAGACUGUACACAAGUCAUGCAUUUGUUUAAAAGAACUUGCAAGCAUGAAAACAUGAAAAUACAAAUGAAAGGGUUUCUCCUUUUUUGUAAGUCAUUUAUUUCAAAUUAAGAUUGCCAUUUUUUUUAUUUUAGCUUUGAAAAAUUACAAAAAAACUAUGUAUUCAACAUUUAAAAUAUUUUCUUCCCUCUAGCUUGCCAAGUUAAGGAAUACAUUUCUGGCAAAAUGUUCUACAUGCAGCUGCUUAUAAAUAAGCGUGGGCCUUUGUCCAAGAUAUGGCUGGCUGCUCACUGGGAUAAGAAAGUCACAAAGGCUCAUAUAUUUGAAUGCAAUUUAGAAGCUACCAUUGAAAAAAUGCUCUCCCCUAAGUUUAAAAUUGCUCUUCGUACCUUGGGACACCUUUUGCUAGGAGUGGUGAGGAUUUAUCACAGAAAAACCAAGUAUCUUUUGACAGACUGCAGUGAAGCCCUACUUAAAAUGCAAUCAACUUUUCAACCAGGGCUUGUUGACCUUCCAAAAGGAAAUUCUGAGGCUAAUUAUGAUGCCAUCACACUUCCUGAAGAGUUUUAUGAUUUUGACACCCAACUUCCAGACACAAAUGCCAUUGAGGUCGCCCAACAUUUUACACUGCACCAGAGCAAAACUGAGGACAUCACAUUGACAGAAUUUUAUGGGCUGAAUGUUCUCCAUAGGGGCAAUUUUGAUGAAGACAUUGAAAUUCCAAGGCACGCUAGCUUUUUCAGUGACAGUUUCAUAAACAGCUCCAACAGCCUCCUGGCUGAUCACAGUUCUUCGAAUUUAACUGGAGACAAAAUUGCAUUAGAGUAUGAUGGAUUUGGAGAUGAAGGAGCUGGAAGAGAUAUGAUUGAUGAUGUUCUUGGAACUGACCAGAAUGGCCUCCUUGCAAUAUUUGACAUGGAAGAGGAACUUCCUUUACCCCCCAAAGAUCCAGUUGAUAACAGAAAAGACCCUACUAUGGAUCCAAACAAGGCUGUAUCCAAACAUGAAACAAGACAUCACCAACUUGAUGAAACAACGUUAUUGUGCAGUGAGGAAGAGGGCUUUGUUCUUUAUCCUAUUGUUGAUCCAGCUCUCCUAAAGAAACAAAAAAGUAAAAAGAAAAGGAAGUUACUCAUUGACCCGGUGAAGCAGCUCAGCAAAGCUACCAUGCAAAAGCAGCUUACAAAUUACGAGGAUACGCUAGCCGCCUUGCAUAUUGCACCUCCAACCAAGAAGCUGAUGGUUUUACAAGAGUUGGGCAGUGUAGACAAACUUCUGACCAGACCCACCCAGCCUUUCUUUAGUGAAGAUCUGCAGAGGCUGUUUGCUAAAUGUCUCAAGAUUAGAAGAAAAAAAUGGCAACAAAAGACUGAAGAAAGAAGCAAACAACAAAAUGCCCAAGAACUAUCAGUAGCAGAAAGCUUAAAUAUACAGCAGGACAUAAAUUAUCCCCAAAAAGAAUCUGUGUUACAAAGUAGCAGAAAUGAAAGGGGUGACAAUACAUUUUUUAUAACUAUGGAAUCAGUUAAUGACGUGUCUGCUUUGUCCGAUGACCUUUUACCAUCUUCAGUACAACAAGAAUCCGAAAACGGGCAAGCUGUCUUGGAAAAUGGAUCCCAGACAAGUAAUUUGGACAAUGAAGAACAAAGGAGAAGUAAGAGAACAUUAAAGCUAUUAAAUACUUUCCGGCACUUCGAACAACAAGGAGCAAAAUCGUUCAGCUUUCUCUCCCUCUGCAAGGACCAGAACAAGAAAGAAGUGGCAGAGAACUUCUACAGCUUGCUGGUUCUCCAGAAACAACAAACGAUUGAGCUGGCCCAGUCAGCUCCUUACGCUGAUAUUAUAGUGACUGCGGGACCCAGGUUUCGUACUCUCUGAAGGCCAGAGAAGGCCCCUCGAAACACAGAUUGGAAACUGACUGUUCCCUUUAAGCAAAAUUCAGCCUCCCUUCUCUGAGUCAAGUAGAGACAACUAGCAACAAUUAAGCUAUAAUGUAAGUAGCCUGCCUAGCAGUCAAGCCGCAAGCUGAAAGUUAAGAAAAGGAUGGUUUUUAACCAGUAUUAAAAGUUACACGGGCUACUUGUUUCUUCACGUUAAGUUUGCUUAUUUUUGGUUCUUCAUGCUUAUUUACCUAGAUGCCUGCUUUCAGGCAUUCCCUGGAAGGGGUAGAUAUGGAGCAAGGAUGCUGUCUCCAAAGUUCCACUUUUUCAAGCCAAAAAUAAUAGAGGUGGGGCGCCAGUUCUUCCCUUCUCUUCAUCUUGGACCUUAUCUGAAUCUCCUGGCUGUCUCUUUUCUUCUUAUCUAAAAAAUGAUAAAAUGAAAUAAUUUGCCCAUCAGAAAACAUUGGAGGGAGUAAGAAUACGAUGAAAUAAUGUGGAAAAGUUUUUAAGCUGUGUCUAAUUAAGAUAUUUAUCCAUGCUGGUUUAAACUAUGGAUUUUAUUGUACCUUAUUUUGUUCUUGAAAGCUUUGGACUAUAAUGUGGUCUUAAUUUAAUUUAUUAAACCUCUUAAACACC